Molecule: messenger RNA, 3464 nt
Organism: Linum trigynum
Lineage: Eukaryota; Viridiplantae; Streptophyta; Magnoliopsida; Malpighiales; Linaceae
Source: the annotation of a GenBank genome assembly
ACUUACGAUUUUACGCUUCUAGAUCACCAAAACGUUUCUACCUAGAAAUUCGCUUUUGACUACAUAGCUCUUAUUAUAAUUAGAUUGGUUUAACUAUACAUCGUUUAAAACAAAAUCAUGCAUCUAUUUAUAACAUUCACAGAUUCACUCGUAUAUACAACUUUUUCAUUGUAUAUCAAUAUUAUUAAGCUUUCAUCAUCGAUCAUAAUAUACACAUUUUUUUAUAAUCGCUUUUGUAAGUCAUGCUCGCAAGAAUUAAUAUAAUAUAAAUUAUUAUUUUAUCUAUGAGAUUGAACUCGUCUUUUAGUAGAACUCAAAACAUAAAAAUUUCUCACAUCCAAUUAAAUUUACAGGGAUUUUUAGUGUCAAAUUUACUCCACCAAAUUCUUAGACAAAUAUUGCAAAGUGUAACACCUUUCAAAAGGGAAAUAAGCAAAUAAAAAAUCCAAAUAUUUUGGAAUUACAUGCUCUCAGCUCUUAUAAGAGAUUGCAAAUUUUACAUUUUCUACAAUCAUGGUCAUGGAGCACAAUCUUUCUUCAUGUGUAAUGUGUAUAUAUAUAUUCGGGAUCAGUAAAGCCAGCCAACAAAGCCCACUCUCCAACCUUUGUCGCUGUCCCACUUUCCGGUUUCCAACACCCAAUCCGCCCAACAACCACCGCCAACCUCCCUCCGAUAUGGCAAUCUCCGCCGUCUGCUCCCUCAAAUCCCUCCUCAUCCUCCUCCUAAUCUCCGCCGUCCCCGCCGCCUACCUCAUCUCCCUCGAGCUCUCCCCGCCCUCCACCCACGUCUUCCAGUACCGCAGCACCGGCGGCUUCCUCCGCGAGUGCGCCAAGUGGGACCCACACGCCGGCCGGUUCAUCGUCUCCUUCUUCGAAGGCGGCGUCGGCGAGGUCCGCGUCCCCGAAGACUACUCCCCAGGCGACGUCCUCCGCGAGGUCCAGCUGGCCAAGGACGCCGACGUGGCCGGCAACGCGUCGCUCGGGCUGGUCGUCGACCGUCCGAGGAACCGGGUGGUGGUGGCCGUCGCCGAUGCUCUGCGGAACAAGUACAGCGCGCUGGCGGCGUAUGAUUUGUCCACGUGGAAGCGUCUGUUCCUGACUCAGCUGAGCGGCCCGGAGGACGGGAAAGCCUUUGCGGACGACGUGGCAGUGGACGCAGAAGGCAACGCGUACGUGACCGACGUUGCGGGCAACAAAAUCUGGAAGGUCGGUCCCGACGGCCAACUCCUUUCCACAAUCACCCACCCUCUCUUCACUCCAAAACAAUGGUACAAAUCCCUGGUCGGCCUCAACGGCAUCGUUUACCACCCCGACGGCUACUUGCUCGUCAUCCACACCUUCACCGGCAACCUGUUCAAGGUCCGGCUUCCAGACGUCAGCGUCGGAUUGGUCCACGUCGAAGGGUCGCUGGCGUUCGGAGACGGGAUGGAGCUGCUGUCCCCGACUCGGCUCGUGGUCGCCGGUUCGAGCCCGUCGGCCAGGCUGGUGGAGAGCUCCGACGGUUGGGAGACGGCUAAAGUGGUGGGCAGCUUCAAGGGGCCUUCUCAUCGGCUGUCGACGGCGGCGACGGUGAAAGACGGGAAGGUGUAUUUGAGUCACAUGUUUGGGAUUGGGUACCCGGAGAAGAAGCAUGCGAUCGUUGAGGCUGUUUUCUCUGCUUAAAUGAAUGAAUGAAUGAAACCCUUUCUGUUUAACUUUAAUGGUUUUAUAUUCAUGUUUGUUGUAGUAGGAAACUUGCAUUGUUUUGGGUGUGGAGUCUUUUGUUGUAUUGAAGUUCAGCAAGGCCGGAGUAGCUAGCUCCCGGUCGUCACACAGCUCUAAUUCCCGAUGAUUUAUUAAGUCGCCAAAAUUUAACAAAUGAUAGUAAAAAAAUUGUUACAUUGAACAAAUUAAGUGACUGAACUAUCAUGAUUAUAAUUUGUCAAUCGUAAAAAAACAUGACUUUCGGUGACCAUUUCAUUGUGGUCGCUCGAAAAAUGGUCGCUGAAUACUAACUUUCUUGUAGUGCAACAAGUUUAUAACCAACAAGUUCAGCAAUCCUCUAAAUGAUAGGAGAGAUGCUAUCGGAUGACAAGGUUCGAAAGUACAUGUUAUAUGUUCUUAUAAGCUUAGGUAUGCAAGGUUUGUUGGAUGGAUUUUAAUCUUUGAGCUCAAAAUCAUUGACCCCACAACUUAUUGAGUAAUGGGAAACAUUUACUCGCACACAUCUGAAUAUGCAAGGAAGACGGAUUGGACUCAAAUUAUGUUAUUUUAAGUAAUUUUGGAUUUUUUGGUUGAGAUCGUGAGAUAGAAACAUAAGGGGACGAGGGAAGAGUGAGAGAAUGUCACGAUCGUGAUUUUUCAGUUUAGACCGUGAACUACAAACACAAAUUUCUAAACUCAUGACUAUUCUCACUACUGUAAGAAUCAUAAUCGACAUUCACAUUCCUAAUGAUAUCGGAACAAUGCUUACAUCUUUUAACAUAUUAUAAUUUUGUAGAAGAUUUUUGAACUAUACUAAUUUUUGCCAACAACGUAUAACAUGCACAAAAAUAUAAGAUGAGAUGUUAUAAUAGUUCAUAUGGCACCAUAAAUUAGACAAGAGUACAAAUAUCAUUAUUCAGUUACUCAUUCCCAAUUUGCCACAACACUAGUCCACAAUCUUAUAGAGCGAAAAUUCACCAUGCUACUUACAACACUAGCUACAACAAUUCUUUUACACCGCUAUUAAGUUAGCCAACAAGUCAAACUAGAAAUCCGAUACAAGUUCUCGAAAAGUCAAAGGUAGGGGUCGUUUGGAAGUUGUGGUUGUUAAAUAGAUGUAUUGUUGAGAAUGCAUGUAUACAUGUAUUGUCGAAAUUGAUGCAGUGUAGAAUACAACGUUUGGUAUGUGUGAUUGUGUAUGUCGCAUCAGCUAAAAGCUGAGACAAAACAAUCUCAACUCAACUAUCUCAACAAUCACAACUAAAAGUUGAGAUAUAACAAUCACUCAAAAUGAGUGAUAUUUCUGUCACAUCAUAGAAACAAUCCAUGUAUUGUUUCUCCUAAAAAAAAAACAAUGCAUUGUAAACAAUACAUGCAUAAUGACAAUCUCAACAAAACAAUCGCAACUUCCAAACGACCCCUUAAUGUACUGCCCAAAAUCGCUGGAAGAAAUAACGAGAACGACCGCGAUCAGUCAAAAUCAAAAUCGCCCUGCGGUUCGACGAUUUCUUAUACUAGGUUGAACCAUUCCUGUUAGUAGGGGUGGAAGUUUGGUUUGCGGAUUGCGGGUAACCCACAAACCGCACCAAACCACACACUUUGUGGAUACCCAUACCCACAAUUUGUGGAUAGUGGGUUGGGUGUGGGUAGCAAAAUAUUAAUUUUUGUGGUUAGUGGUUAACCACUACCCACAGCGGUUUACCCACAAAACCCACAUUAACUACAUUAGUUAUAUUAGUUUGUGAAACUUGGAAAACUAAGAAUUAAGGUAGCUACUAAAA